Molecule: messenger RNA, 2004 nt
Organism: Sugiyamaella lignohabitans
Lineage: Eukaryota; Fungi; Ascomycota; Dipodascomycetes; Dipodascales; Trichomonascaceae
Gene: AEP3
Product: Aep3p
Exons: 1
Coding region: 1-2004 (667 amino acids)
Molecular function (GO): protein binding
Source: RefSeq, a predicted model, not a curated record
AUGAAAAAUGUUUCUGGCCAGGUGCUGUUUCCUGUAGCCCGGUCUCUGAGACGCAGUUUUUUGGUUCACAGAAGGACAGCUUCCACUUCGACUCAUGGCCAGCAUGUGCCAGAAAAGUCUGAUCCGACUUCGGAUCUGGUCGCCGAUGUGGGAAAGUCAGCGACUGAUUCUUUAGAAAAAACUGAAAAGUUACCAGAAAAGGAAUCUUUGCAGUCUCCAAAUCUACUACAAUUGUCGCCAGAUCUGCCAAAGUUCUAUCAAAAGUUGAAUGAUGAGCUGCGACGAUACCAUCAACUGAUGCCGUUAAGGACGUCGGCUGGAGAUGAGACUCAAAGCCAUAGUCAAAACACGCUGUCGACUCUUUUGACUAUGGAGCAAGAAGCUAAAAUAGAACUCGACCAAACUGCAAAUGCAAAUGAAAGAGAACGACAGAAGAAGAAAGAAAAAGAACAUCGACAGUUGUCGAGACAGACUCAAAUCAACGCAUCACCCACAUAUAUCCAGUCUAUUAUUGAAGUGUUAACAUCAAUGCGGACAGCACUGACUUCGUCUAAUAAUGAAAUGGUUUUAGAGCGAAAGUUCACUUCGAAACCGCUGCCAAAGUUCCCUACUCAAUGGUCCAGAGAAGGACUGGUUGCAUAUCUUCAACAACUCACCCAAUAUCAGCAUACAAAUUCUAAAUAUUCGUCGCCAAAUGGCCUGAUAUCUUCAAUAGUGAAAGAUUUGCUACGAGUUAAUAAUCCCAGUACCAUGAACCAUUUGUCUACUGAAGCAUUUAACAUUGGUAUUUCCUAUCACGCAAGAAUCAGCGACAUUCGCAGUUGUCGCCAGCUGUUCCAAGACAUGUUAUCGUCAGGAAUAUCUGUAAAUACUGACACGUACAAUAUUUUAUUAAUGUCAUGCCGAUAUCGACUUGGAAAUGUUAAUGAUAACUGGAAAGUCCAUCCUCUCCGCGUUGUGGAUGGAUUUCUUAAACAAAUGAGAUCCAAGGGCAUUCCUGCUAAUAUUGAUACCUGGAAUAUCGUCUUAGGAACUGUCCCUGAAGGGUCGAACAAGUCUCGAGUUCUAACUGAAAUGUCAAAAAAGAAUGUUCCGUUAAGUCGUAGAGGACUAGCGACUUGUGUAGGAGAUAUUGUGCAACAGGUAGGCCCAAAGCUUGCCAUGGUCUACCUCGAUAAGCAGCUUGAAAAGUACAAUGUUGGCAUAGACACUGUUAAUACAAUAAUCAGUGGGCUGUUGAAUGACGAUAAAUUAAAAGCUGACAAAGCCGGUAUUAAGUUCACUCCUUCAGUUGAAACAGUUGAUGUCGCUUGGAAAUACCUGCAUUACGCCAUCAGUAAAUGGGAUUUGACUCCUAGCACCAGUGUUUUGAAUACAUUUGGCAGAUUCUUUGCUGCUAAUGGGAAACUCGACUGGUUUAUUGGACUUUAUAGUGCCAUGGUUUCACAUCCAGAAUGGAACAUCCAGCCCAACUGUAUCACCUACCAGUACUUGUUAGAAGCAGCAGUUCGUGUUCCGUUUCAUCCAUAUAAGUACGAGAUGGUUGAAACAAUCAAUCGCAUCUCAUAUAAAGUGCCUCGAACGAAACAGUAUCAGAAUUGGCUUCUUCGAGCCAAAACACAGUUUGACUAUUACAAUUCUCUGAACCUGCUUUCUAAAAACACAUUCUCCAUGAACCGACAUGCGACCCCAGAAACGACCCAAAACUUCGUCCAAGCACAGCAUAUCUUAAAAUGGGCUGACCAAACCUUCAAACCAGACUACACCAAUGUCCUCCCACGGCUUCAAAUUGCCAAACUGCUCAACCUCUUCCCCUCCGAUAUUCCAGCAGAAGAAACACAACAACACACCCGCCAGAGUCGCCGAGUCUACAGCCAAACCACCAAACAGUUCCGGGCCACGACCUCUACCCAAGAAACGGCCACCAAACAACGGCUCAUCCGCAAGGGCCCCUACCAAAAGUACAUAGACGACCUCGAAGAGGAGGGGCUCAUCGAGGGCUGA